This is a messenger RNA of Trypanosoma cruzi, 723 nucleotides long. Its product is annotated as ferric reductase transmembrane protein, putative. The record is from RefSeq and is a predicted model, not a curated record. Gene Ontology annotation, molecular function: transmembrane monodehydroascorbate reductase activity. The coding region runs from base 1 to 723 and encodes 240 amino acids. The transcript has a single exon. Lineage: Eukaryota; Euglenozoa; Kinetoplastea; Trypanosomatida; Trypanosomatidae.
AUGGAGCAACCGCAUCUUUUACCGGCAGUGCUUGCCCUUGAGCAGGAUCAUUUUCUCAAUGAGGCUCAGAGCGGGAGCGGUGUGACCUUUUGCAUGGAAUUGUUCUGCAGGAGUGUGUGGACGCGGCGAUUUGUUUCUAUUUCCUCUAUUUUUUUCUUUGUAUUUGUUGUAGCGAGAGCGCGUACAACGCUUUGGACGGAUGUGUUUGUUUAUCAUCCGAUAUUGAUGGCCAUUGCCUUCUUUGCCAUCAUUCCGGAGUUGCUUGGCUCCAUUUUUAUUAUUCAGGGUUAUGCGCGGGACCCGAGAAUGAGAUGUGGUUUGAUGCAGGCACAUCGCCGUUAUGCACUCAUCCUAAAAACCAUCAGCGCGUUUGGCAUCAUUGCGGUUGAGUGGAGUAAAUUUCGGCGAUCCAAAGCGCACCUUGUGACGUGGCACGCUCGCAUUGGUGGUGUGUGUGAACUUUCACAGGUGCUGGAGACCUUGCUUGGUCUCACCAUUUACUACAGACUUUUGGAUCACCGAAUUACAACCUCUCAACGUGCCAAAAUGCGUCUAGCGCAUCGUUAUCUUGGUGUUAUAGUGGUUGUGACUGGUCUUAUAUCCAUGUCUCUCGGUAUGCUUUCUCAUUUUGCCUUGCGUGUCUUUGAAGUAACAUUUCUUCGGCUGUUCUUUGCCAUUCUCCCAGUUGUUUUGGCUGUGUGGGCGUACUUUGGCGUAUCGUAG